AUGCCUAAGGGUAGCGUAGCUCAUUUGAUUGAGAAAUAUGAAAAUAUUACUCGUAAUUCUCCAAGUACCAAAGUCAUAAAUUCUGUGAAGAAACCAAAUGAUUUAAAACCAAAUAAUACUCAUAAUACAAACAAUCAAAAUACUACGAAAACGAUUCUUUCCGAGUCGUUCAAAACUAGUGUGAAACAAUUUAAAAAUAUUGAGGAAUUUGAAAAUUCCAUACCAGAAUGGGAUGCUCACACUCCUGAGAAUUCUUUAAAUCCAGAUACUCCUUUAAAGAGCAAAUCUAGUAUUGCUGAUUUAAUAUGCGAAACUCCUGAGACUCCAUUAUCUGUUAAACAAGAUUUUCUUUUCUCUCCUAAAGAACAAGAAUUUUUCGAUUCUUAUGGUUCCGAAGGUGAAGAUGAUAUUGAUGAGAUUUGUGAACAAUUCCAAACUCCAUGCAAGACAAAUAGUAAUAAUACUUUAUUCCAGCUACAAACGAAUUCAUCCAGUACAGCUAAAUCUAACCUAACUCUAACAACAACAAAUUCUGCAUCUUCAAAACCUUUGAUGUUUUCAAACUCUGAUACUUUAAUUUCAUCUACUGAUGAACCAAUUUUGAAACCAGGCUUUUUAGAAUUCAAAAAUGCCUCUAAAGAAGUGGAAGAUCAAUUGAUUGAUUCAAUUGUUCAUGAUAUUAUUAAUGAUAGGUUGAUUUUAAAAGGAACUCAAAAUAAUAGAUUUCUAGACACUUAUAUACAUUUUUCUAAGGAAAAUCAUUUAAAAUUUACAUAUCGAUCAGGAUCAAUUGAUGAUAUUGAUAAAGAUGAUAUUUGGGAAGAAGAUAUUUGGAAAACCAACUCAUUUAACUCACAUAAAGAAAAAUUAACUUGCAUAUUAGAAACAAAAGAACCAAUAGAAGCAUCAGUAUACAUGUUGAAAGAUCAAGAUAAACUAUGGAAUAAUUUAUAUUCGUCUUUUGAUAUGUCCUUUUUAUUAAGACCAAAAAAUAAUAUAUUAUACGAAUUCCCGGAUUUAUUUAAGAUAACACAACAGAAAAAAUUUAAAAGUCCUGAAAAGCAGAUAAUAAUGGAUGUUGGGUGUGGUUUAGGUAAUGCAUUAUUACCAAUUUUAAGUUCAAAUAAAAAUCUAGAUUUACAAAUCUUUGGGAUUGAUAUUUCCGACAAAGCCAUUGAUAUAAUGCAAUCAUCAGAUCAUUUCAAACAUUUUACAAAUCUAACUUUAAAAUCUUUUGAUAUAACAACCUUUGAUAUAUCUGAAAAAUUACCCGAACUGAUACAACAGAAUUCAAUUGAUAUAAUAAUACUGACGUUUACUUUGAGUACUAUCCAUCCAAGUUUAUGGUCGCAAUUAUUAAAAAAUUUACAUUAUUUGUUAAAACCUUUUGGUAAAAUUCUAUUUAGAGAUCAUGCAUUUUAUGAUUUUAAUCAUGUUUACUUGGAUACUAUAAUAUCUGACAAUACAAACUUGCGUUCAUAUAUUAAAAAUGAUUUCACUCAAAGCUAUUAUUUUAAAGAGAGUGAAUUACAAUCACUUUUUGAAGCUAAUAACUUCUCAACUUGUAACAUAUCUAUUGAAACAAGAGAGUUUAAAAACAGUUUUUUAAUUGAUUUAGAUCCGUUGUAUAAACGUAAUAUCCAAGCCGUUUUUAUAUCGAAUCCAUUAUAG
Molecule: messenger RNA, 1671 nt
Organism: Henningerozyma blattae CBS 6284
Lineage: Eukaryota; Fungi; Ascomycota; Saccharomycetes; Saccharomycetales; Saccharomycetaceae
Product: class I SAM-dependent methyltransferase
Exons: 1
Coding region: 1-1671 (556 amino acids)
Source: RefSeq, a predicted model, not a curated record